Molecule: messenger RNA, 396 nt
Organism: Fulvia fulva
Lineage: Eukaryota; Fungi; Ascomycota; Dothideomycetes; Mycosphaerellales; Mycosphaerellaceae
Exons: 2
Coding region: 1-396 (131 amino acids)
Source: RefSeq, a predicted model, not a curated record
AUGGACGUCUUCGUCUCUGCGACCUUCGACCAGCGUGCCAAGGACCUCAUGCUCGAGUGGCAUGUGCCUGGCAUGUCUCUCGCGGUGGUCACAGGUGAUGAUGUAGCGUCGAAAGGAUUUAGGCACGCUUCAAUAAAGCCUUCAAAGCCAUGCACACCGGACACAAUAUUCGACAUUGCUUCCUGCUCGAAGUCCUUAACGGCUGCCUCAGUGGCUCUACUAAUCGCGGACAAUGAUCACUUCAAGGACAUCACGAUUGAGGAUGUGUUGAGUCACCGCACUGGCCUACCAUCACACGACAGCUCAUAUGUGGGCAUCAAAGCGGAACAUCCAGACCUCGCAAAGAGUGUGACUCGCAACCUACGCAAUUUGGAGAUCAAUGGAGAUCAGAGAUGA